AAAUAAAACUCGAGCUGAUUCGUUCAUUCAAGAAAUUGCUUUCGAGGUGGUCCAUUAUUUUCUUCUUUAGCACCUCUCCAUCUGAAUCGCUUCAAUUGAAGAUUUUAGUUCUCAGCUUUCAUCAUUGCAAAUCGAUGGCAACUUUAAUAAAAGAUCAAGGGAUAAGAGGCUUGGGAAAUGUGAUUUCACAUUGGCAAUGGUGCUUCUACUGAGUAGUCAAAGUUAUACAGGAGUACAGAAACAACUUUCUUCAAGAUUUCUCCCCAGUACACAAAUUAUUAAUACUCUCAUGUGGAAUUUUAUCAGCUGGAUAAUAUGGGGUAAAAUGGGAGAUGAAUCUUCAUCAUUCCUGAGACGUUCAACUGAGCUUGCUGUUAUCUUACUUAGGAAUGGACAAUAUGAUGCUGUUGAGUCCCUACUUAUUGCGGUGGAGGAAAAUUCACGAAGGGAGAAAAUUUUUAGAAGUAUUCAGGAUACUAGUGGUGAUUGGUGCCUACUCCAACAUCUCCUGGGAUGUUGCUUUCUCAAUCAAGCACAGCGUGGAUUAAGAGGAACCUUAAAGGAGAGAAAAAUUGAGGAAGCUGUUCGAUGUUUUUUCCGAGCUUCAUCAGGAGAAUGUGCUUCUGAGGCUUUGCAGAACUUGUCUAAUGAAGCAGGAUUUCCACAUCUCAGCUUUAGGAAAACUUCAGAUGGUAAGGUGUCAGCUGCUGCAUGGAAGCUUUAUUACUAUCAGUGGGCGAUGCAAAUAUUUGAGCAAUAUAACAUUAGUGAAGGUGCCUGCCAGUUUGCUCUUGCUGCACUUGAGCAAGUUGAUGAGGCUCUUAAUCUGAAAGAUGGUGGCGAUGCCAGAGAUCCAUUCAUUGAAUCAGUCACUACAAUGAAAGGACGACUUUGGGCAAAUGUCUUCAAGUUUACUUUAGAUCUUAAUUUACUGAAUGAUGCCUACUGUGCAAUCAUUUCAAAUCCAGAUGAGGAGAGCAAGUACAUUUGCUUGAGGCGUUUUAUCAUAGUUCUAUAUGAGCGUGGUGGAGUAAAGGUUCCCUUUUAAACAAUACAUUAUGCACCUUGUUAUUCAAUGUUGUUUGUCUCCUUCAUCAGUUGUCAACUUAUAAUGGAAACAUAGGCUUAAAUUCAUUCUUGAAACUU
Molecule: messenger RNA, 1146 nt
Organism: Carica papaya (papaya)
Lineage: Eukaryota; Viridiplantae; Streptophyta; Magnoliopsida; Brassicales; Caricaceae
Source: RefSeq, a predicted model, not a curated record